Messenger RNA from Tauraco erythrolophus (red-crested turaco), 747 nucleotides. The record is from RefSeq and is a predicted model, not a curated record. Lineage: Eukaryota; Metazoa; Chordata; Aves; Musophagiformes; Musophagidae.
AUGGAGGAAGAUGAAGAGGAAGACUACAUGUCUGAUUUAUUUAUUAAACAGGACGUAAGGCCAGGCUUGCCCAUGGUGAGGCGGGGGGGGAAGAAAGAAGCCAAUGAGAAGAACAGACAAAAGAGUAUAAAAGAAGAAGAAAAAGAGAGACGUGACUUGGUAUUGAAAAGUGCAUUAGGCAAUGAGAACAAAGGCUUUGCUUUGCUCCAGAAGAUGGGCUACAAGAGCGGCCAGGCCCUUGGCAAAAGUGGAGAAGGCAUUGUUGAACCUAUUCCUCUGAACAUUAAAACAGGCAGAAGUGGGCUUGGUCACGAGGAAUUAAAAAAGCGUAAAGCUGAAGAAAAACUGGAAAACUAUAGACAAAAACUCCAUAUGAAAAAACAAGCAAAUGAACAAGCUGCAGAUCAGUUCAGAAUAAGAUUCAAAAACAAACAAGAAGAACGUAAGAUGGAAGGGGAUCUUCGAAAAAGCCAGAAGGCCUGCCAGCAAUUAGACAUGCAAAAAGAUAUUGAUGUUCCCAAGGAGGCUUGGUAUUGGAUACAACCUGAAGAGGAAGACAAAAAGGAUGAGGAAGACAAGGAAGAUGAAUGCACAAGCUCGGACUUAAGUGUAUCAGAAAAGCUACACAUCCUGACUGCUUAUUUGAGAGAACAACACUUUUAUUGCAUUUGGUGUGGAACAACCUAUGAAGACUCUGAAGACUUAUCUUCAAACUGCCCUGGAGACAGUGCUGCAGAUCAUGAUUAA